Messenger RNA from Eutrema salsugineum, 1141 nucleotides. RefSeq lists its product as uncharacterized. The coding region runs from base 155 to 859 and encodes 234 amino acids. The record is from RefSeq and is a predicted model, not a curated record. NCBI's taxonomy places the organism in Eukaryota, Viridiplantae, Streptophyta, Magnoliopsida, Brassicales, Brassicaceae. The transcript is spliced from 10 exons.
AACUGAAAAAAACUACGAAACCAAUCAGAUUCGGCCAUUUCUUUCCCUCUUUUCUUUUUUCUCCCAAUCACUCUUCAGAUUCCGAAAAAAAAAGCAAACAAAGAAAGAAAAAAUAGAUUCUUUAUCACCGGAGUUUUCACCGGACUCUUAAAAGAUGAAUACGCCGAACUGGGAACUCCGGAGUUGCUGUAACCGAAACCAGAACACGUUCCUCAUCACCAUCGGAAUCUUCACCGUCGUUAUCCUUGUGCUAUGGAGGACAUUUCUAUUGACUCCAUUUAAACUAAUCACGGUGUUUUUGCACGAAGCGAGUCAUGCUGUUGCUUGCAAGCUCACAUGUGGAGAUGUGGAGGGGAUGGAGGUGAAUGCAAAUGAAGGAGGUUCCACAACAACACGUGGCGGCAUCUAUUGGCUGAUCUUACCUGCUGGCUAUCUUGGCUCAUCAUUUUGGGGAAUGGCUUUGAUUCUUGCAUCUACUAAUCUGCUUACAGCAAGAAUAGCUGCUGCUGGUCUCGGUCUUGCUUUAUUCAUCGUCCUCUUCAUUGCCAAAAACUGGACGCUUCGAGGUCUUUGUAUAGGUUUCAUAGUUUUCCUCGCUAUCAUAUGGGUUCUACAAGAGUUAACUACAGUAAAAAUUCUCCGUUAUGUCAUUCUGUUCAUCGGUGUGAUGAAUAGCUUAUUCUCAGUUUACGAUAUCUACGAUGAUCUGAUAUCGCGAAGAGUCCAUUCAAGUGAUGCUGAGAAGUUUGCAGAGAUCUGUCCUUGCUGUACUGGUUGUGGCUGGGGUGUCAUAUGGGGAAUGAUAUCUUUUGCGUUUCUUUGCGCAUCAUUGUAUCUUGGGCUAGUGAUCCUAUCAUAAAAAGGUUUCAAAUUCUUUCCAGUGAACUGCGGAGUCUCCUUUCUUUCAUCUAUGCGCAGUUUUUUAACAGAAAACAUUUUUUUGAUUAAAAAGCUUGAUUCUUUAGAUCCCUUUGAUGUAUUUACAUUUGAUUGAAAGUUUAGGGUUUAUCAUUUUUUUUUUAUUCAUUUUGGAGUUUGUGUUGAAUAGAAUUCAUUGAUUGUUCUGUUUUAAUGCAUUGUAAGUCCGUUGAUCUUGUCAUCAAAACAAAACUCCGUCGACUUAUUCCUGUAAAUGGUCAUA